Messenger RNA from Clavispora lusitaniae ATCC 42720, 660 nucleotides. The record is from RefSeq and is a predicted model, not a curated record. Lineage: Eukaryota; Fungi; Ascomycota; Pichiomycetes; Serinales; Metschnikowiaceae.
AUGAAGCACGGCGCUUUUCAUGUGGCUCGACACAUAGCUCGAGUUGCACAUGUUGAGCAUGAGCUCCACAACGUUUUUGUACCGCAAAAGCUUCAAGUCGGUGCCAUUCUGGACGCCAUGGGUCAACUGCUCCAAGAUCCACAGCACUUGUCUGUAGUAGUUGUCGUCUUCAGACGUUUCGUCGCCGCGGACAGAGAACAUGAUGGUGUUGAAGAGCGGGAUCUCGAGCUCUUUGAACACGGGUGUGGCCAAAAUGUACCGCACAACCCGAUCGUAGAGGAAAUGGCCCGGGUUGGUGAGAAUGCUGGCCAUACUUCCGACAAUGUGCCACACCAAGGGCGUCUUGUGGUCGGCCACACGCAACGUGUGCAAAAUCGAAGAAACGUACACCUUGAGAAUGCUCUUGUCCUUGAAGUUUGCCUCCAGCGCAUUAAUGUACUUCAACAUUCCGUGCAAAAGAAUCUUGGAGAUGUCCCUGAUUUCGGCGUUGGAAAGCGCAGCCACAACAAACCCAAGCAACCCGGAAUCGGCCAACUUCGCCAUGUUGAAUGUGAUUUUCCCCUCCUCUUCUUCGCGAAUAAGCUCGUCAUUGUUGAUGAUGACGAGAAUAAGAAACUCUGCGUCGUAAACGGUUUCCUGGUAAGCAGAAACAGGACAUGA